UCGUUGUCAGGCUUUUGUUUCAGUGAAGAUGAACCGACAGCGCUGGUGCAAUUUGAAGGUGGACCUUGUGCUGUAUUAGCACCGAUGCAGGCAUACAUUGUYAAAUAUAUUGUCAACAACAAGUCUGUUGAUGAUGAUUGGAAAAAAGCCGAAGUUGAAGAACAAAAUCAUCUUCUGUGUAAAGCCGCCUGUGAUAUCCUUUGCCAAGCUACAGAAGGCUGUGAUAUUUUGAAAUUUGUACGUAUUGAUGAUAAAGCGGUGUGCCUAGAACACAGUCAGUUUCAUUCUAUGUUGAAAGUAGAACAGGUGAAUAAAGAUAGUGUUGAAACUUUUUUUAACAACCAUAUUAAUUUUUUGCGUGAUACAUUCGGAGUUUUGUUAUUUUUGUAUACAGUCAUGCGUUCUAAGGGUUUAGUUAAAUUAAAAGAAGAAAUAUGUGAUUUAGAAGUGUCAUUGAUAGAUAAAGAAUUUGGCUAUGGUAGCCAAAGCUUAAUAAAUAUGAUGAUUACAGGACAAGCAGUUUCUAAUGUAUUUAAUAACGAUCAAGUAGUUGCUGGGCUAAAAUUGCAAGGUAUUGAAAAGCAAAGUGAAAUUGGAUUUUUGACCUUAUUAGAACAUUUAAGAUACUGUCAAGUUGGAACUUAUUUAAAAAAUCCAUGUAACCCGGUCUGGGUGUUGGGCAGCGAUACACAUCUUACUGUUCUGUUCUCAUUUAACCGUAAUUUGGUYAGCAAAGAAACACAAGCUGACAUCGCUAGACGAACAUUUAAGUGUUUUGAUCAAGAUGGCAAUAACUUCAUUAGUACUCAACAUCUAAAGCCAUUGUURGAAAAAUUAGACCUUGUAUCUGAUGAUGAAUAUGUAAAUCUGAUGUCCUCAAAAUUGGAUUCCGAAGGACUAGGUAUCAUAUUAAUGCCAUCAUUUAUGGAAGAAUUUUUUUCUGAACAAGAAACCAGAACUCCAGAUGUUUUUAUGGUAUUUCAUUACAAUGGACAACCGAGAUCCAAUCCUAAUUCAAAGGUGACAUAUUUAGAAGGUAAUGCUAUAAUCCAGGAAUCYGAUGUCAUAUGUAUAUCUGAGGACAACAACUUGCAAUCUUGUUUACAAUCUAAGUGGCCAUAUAUUGAAAUACAGUGGAAAGAUAAUGUAACACCUUCAAUUAACUAAUUUUAAGUGUAAAAAACAUUUACCAAAUAAAUUACUAAUUGUA
Molecule: messenger RNA, 1210 nt
Organism: Diuraphis noxia (Russian wheat aphid)
Lineage: Eukaryota; Metazoa; Arthropoda; Insecta; Hemiptera; Aphididae
Product: ubiquitin carboxyl-terminal hydrolase MINDY-3 homolog
Biological process (GO): protein K48-linked deubiquitination
Molecular function (GO): calcium ion binding; K48-linked deubiquitinase activity; cysteine-type deubiquitinase activity
Source: RefSeq, a predicted model, not a curated record